UCUCUCCGAGGCACAGCAAGAGAUGCAGUAAAGUUUGCCAUCAAUGUUGGGUACCGCCACUUUGAUUGUGCCUACCUGUACCAGAACGAGAGUGAGAUUGGGGAUGCUACGAGAAAAAAAAUUGAAGAGGGGGUUGUGAGGCAAGAAGACCUCUUUAUUGUCAGUAAGCUGUGGCCCACCUUCCUUGAGAGAUCCCUUCUGAAAAAAGCGUGCCAGAAAACACUUGCUGCCCUUCAACUGGAUUAUUUGGAUCUGUACCUGAUGCACUGGCCCAUGGGAUUCAAGGCAGAAGAGGAGCUAUUUCCUGCAGAUGGAAAUGGCAUGAUCAUUCCCAGCGAUACAGAUUUUUUGGAUACAUGGGAUGCUAUGGAAGAGUUGGUGGAUGUGGGAAUGGUGAUGGCCAUUGGAGUCUCCAACUUCAAUGCAAAGAUAGAUCGGCUCCUGAGCAAACCAGGCUUAAGACACAAACCAGCAAAUAAUCAGAUUGAGAGCCACCCCUGUCUUCUUCAGGAAGAGUAGUUUUGCCAAACCAAAGGGAUCUCUGUCACUGCAUAUUAUCCCCAUGGAGCACCCAACUGGCCAUGGUCCAAGCCUGAAGAUAUUUCCCUUUUUGAUGAUCCCCAAAUUAAGGAAAUUGCUCUCAAGUACAACAAAACCCCAGCUCAGGUGCUUCUCCAUCUCCAAAUUCAACAAAACGUAAUUCCCAAAUCUGUCACUCCACACUGCAUUGAGGAAAAUUUUAAGGUGUUUGAAUUGUUAAAAGAGGAGAUGGAAACUUUGCUUAUUUUCAAGACAUGGUAUCAUAUCUGUGCAUUAAGUGAAUGA
Pterocles gutturalis (yellow-throated sandgrouse) is the source of this 825-nucleotide messenger RNA. Its product is annotated as aldose reductase-like. Gene Ontology annotation, cellular component: cytosol. NCBI's taxonomy places the organism in Eukaryota, Metazoa, Chordata, Aves, Pterocliformes, Pteroclidae. Gene Ontology annotation, molecular function: aldose reductase (NADPH) activity. The record is from RefSeq and is a predicted model, not a curated record.